AUGGCUCCUGUAAAAUCUGAACCAGCUACGGAAAUGUCCGACUUCGAGAAGCAGCGCUUAGCCAACAUCGCGGAGCGCGAUGCGCUUCUUAAGAAGAUCAGUCUUGAAGCUCAAUCCGCAGGUCUGCUGUCCAAGACACCGGCGCCAAAGGCUGGACUGCCAGAUAAGAAAAAAGCGGCUCCAAAGAAAGCCAAACGCGAGAAAGAAGCAGCGCCUGUUCCCCGCCGAUCCUCUGCUCGUCUCGCAGGCCUAACCCCGGAUAGCGAGAUUGCAAAGCGCAAGAUUGAAGAAGCCUAUGAAGUAGAAAGGUUACAAAUGGAAGCGAAAAAAAGGCGAGUAACUGGGGACUUGCGGAUGGAUGAAAUCGAAGUUAAAGGGAAAUGGGAGGCCCUCACUCUGGACUCUCUUGCUACCAACAGGCCAGCGAGGCAUGAGAGAACCUUUGGCGAAGAGGACAUAAAGAAGACUACCGACAAAGAUCUGAAGGCUAUGAGGGAAAAGAUGAGCGGGCUAAAUCUCUGGGAUGCUUGGGAGCCUAAUAGGAUCAAAAUUACUUCUGAACGAAUAUAUACGAUGCUAUUUCACCCCACUGAAUCUAAACCAUUGAUAUUUGCUGGUGAUAAGAUCGGAAACUUGGGAAUUCUUGAUGCUUCACAGAAUGCUCCUGGGGAGGAGGAAGAUGAUGACCCCGUAGUCACAACAAUUAAACCUCAUAGUCGGCCAAUCGCUGCUAUGUACAUACACUCUUCCAGCCCAUCGAAACUUUAUACCGCCAGCUAUGAUAGCUCUAUCCGGCAACUGGAUUUGGAAAAAUCCUUGGCCACGGAGGCUUAUGUCUCCGAUGGUGCUGGCCUGUCUGGCGUUGAUAUGUCUCCUGGGGAUCCUCAUACUCUAUACUUCUCAACAUUGAACGGUGUUGUUGGCCGAUAUGAUACCCGGAAUAAUGCAACUAAACCUGAUGGUUCCGCUAAAGAUGACGAAAAUUACAAUGCAGACGAAUGGCAGCUAGCCGACAACAAAAUCGGUGGCUUUUCUAUCUGUCCAACCAAACCUCAAUACAUUGCGACAGCCUCUUUAGACCGAACUAUGAAAGUUUGGGAUCUUAGAUAUCUAUCUAAGAAAACUCCCACAGCUGUGGCAGAGCACACGAGUCCGCUAUCCGUUUCUCAUGCGGCGUUCAACAGCGCCGGCCAGAUAGCAACCUCAUCUUAUGACAACACUCUCAAGCUCUACAAUUUUGGAGCCUUUGACCUGAAGUCUCGAAAAUCCACUGAAACUCUAACAAUUGAACCUGACGCAAUGAUUGAUCAUAAUUGCCAGACGGGGCGAUGGGUUACAAUCCUCCGACCACAAUGGCAAGCGGCUCCUCAGUCAGCGAUUCAGCGAUUCUGUAUAGCCAAUAUGAACCGUUUUGUUGACAUUUACACCGCCAAGGGUGAACAAUUAGCCCAGCUAGGAGGCGAGGGCAUCACGGCUGUCCCGGCCGUUACCGUUUUCCAUCCCACAAAGGAUUGGGUGGUAGGUGGUACGGGACGUGGGAAGGUGUGUCUAUGGAUGUGA
Molecule: messenger RNA, 1560 nt
Organism: Nannizzia gypsea CBS 118893
Lineage: Eukaryota; Fungi; Ascomycota; Eurotiomycetes; Onygenales; Arthrodermataceae
Product: WD repeat-containing protein
Exons: 3
Coding region: 1-1560 (519 amino acids)
Biological process (GO): regulation of DNA damage checkpoint
Cellular component (GO): nucleus
Molecular function (GO): DNA binding; protein binding
Source: RefSeq, a predicted model, not a curated record